Molecule: messenger RNA, 3304 nt
Organism: Cylicocyclus nassatus
Lineage: Eukaryota; Metazoa; Nematoda; Chromadorea; Rhabditida; Strongylidae
Source: the annotation of a GenBank genome assembly
CAGCACUAUCUAGGCCCAUAGUGAACCCCUCCCCCCUCCGCCUAAGAGCUGUCGGAGGUACUGAUGUACUUACUGCCUGCAGCAUCAUCCGAAGCGUUAGCGUAUCCUACCGCCCGAAUCACUCCCCUUGCAAGCCCCGCCCUUUUGCAUAGCACAUUCCAACCAACACUUCUCUAACGAGUAUUUGACGGGUCACUGCAAAGUCAUUGAUCUGUAUUCGAAACUGCCUUUCUGUCAUUUUCACGUGUCCGUGGUGUGCCGGUGAUCACCAUCUAUCGACACCGAGCAGUAGCCGCGACGAACCUCGUUCACCGGCUACAGCAGCGACCAGCAGCUGGACCUGGAACGUCUUCGAUUGGCGACAAGCGUGUUGCGUUUCCGGUUGGCGUGAAGUGAAGCGAAGCGCCGAGAUGAAUGGACUGUGCUGUUGUACACCAUGUAAGCCAAGAUAUCGUCGCUUGGUGGAUUCGAUCUACCCACGUUCAGUCACCGAUGGCCUCGUCUCCUCAAAUAUGCAGAAACUUACAUACUAUGCAUUUUCUCAUCCGGAGAAAUUGGAACGAAUUGGAGAGUACCUAGUAUUGCGCAUGAGCAGAGACCUUGGCCGAUUGCGUUUUGUACAAGUGAAAAUCGCCGUCGAAGCGAUGGACCAACUGUUGCAGUCAUGUCAUAGCUCACCCAGUUUGCCACAGUUCAGCGAAAAUCAUCUGAAGAUGGUACAGAAGCUGCUCGAAUCGAAUAAUCCAAAAAUGGAGCAACUAGCAACCGAUUCAUUUGUGACGUUCUCAAACAUCGAGGAAAGCAGCCCAUCCUAUCAUCGUCAGUAUGACUUCUUUAUCUCGAAGUUCUCGCAAAUGUGUCACUCGAAUCAUAGCGAAGACGCACGAAAGAUCCGAAUAGCCGGCUUGAAGGGACUGCGAGGAGUCGUUUGGAAAUCGGUGACUGAUGAUCUACAUCCGAAUAUCUGGGAGAAACAACAUAUGGAUAAAAUUGUUCCCUCAAUUUUAUUCAAUCUGCAAGAGCCAGAUACCGAGGAGCCAGCCAAGUCCACCAUGAUUUUCGAUGGUCCGUUUACCGAUGACCCAAACCGCGAAGAAAGUCCUCGAUCCCUGUCAGACCGCUGUCUACGUGAACUCAUGGGAAAGGCCUCGUUCGGCUCACUGCGAGCAGUGAUGGAACCAGUACUGAAACACAUGGAUCUACAUGCUCACUGGAAACCACCGCCUGUAUUUGCCAUACAUGUGUUUAGAGCAAUUAUCUACAGUAUCCAGAGUCAGAAUAGUUACUUUGUUAUUCAAGAGCUGAUUAAUCAUCUGGAUUCGAUGAGCAGUGCCGAUGCUGUGAUCAGAAUAGGAAUAGCAACAGUGCUGUCAAAUAUAGUAUCAAUUGCUGGAACUAGUAUAGGUCCAUUGCUGCUGUCGAUAUUCAACUCCUUGCUGAAACACUUGAGAACGUCUGUAGACUUCGAGCGAUCAGAAAAGUGCAAGGAUUCGGAAGCAGAGAAGAUGUAUCAGGAAGCGCUGAUCAAUGCCAUGGGCGAUUUUGCGAAUGCGUUGCCGGAUUACCAAAAAGUGGAAAUGAUGAUGUUCACCGUCGGCAAUAUCCCCAACCUCGACGAAAAGCGUGUGAAGCAAGGAGACGAAUUUUUGCAACAUGUGUUGGUCAAAACGUUGUUGAAGGUAGCGACAAAAUACCGAACCGCUUACCUGGCUACUGUUUUCACUGAUUCGUUUCUGCAUACUCUCAUCCAACUAGCCCUUGUCAAGGAUCCUCAAGUACGCCUUGGAACUCAGCAAAUAUUUCACACAUUGCUAGACAGACACGACAAUUUGUCGCAUCUGGCCCAUCUGCCCUACGUUCUUGACGUAUCCGAUGUACAACUGACCGUGGAGAAAUGUUCAAGAGCUGAUCAGAUGUUUAUGAGGAAACAUAUUCACGACAUGACGCAUAUGCUUUACCGAGCCGUAAUUCUUGUAGCAGAUGAUUCUUAUAUGCAGCAGCAUAUGGAUGCUAUUCAAUGCACAAUGAGUUUGCUAUGCAUAGAAGUAGGAUUUGAUGAGACCCUUAUCGAACUUUUCCGGCUAGCAUUUGCACUUCAACUGUUAGCACUAGACCCGUUGCAUCCAUUCACUGCAGACAAAAGGAUAGCUUUACAUAAUCUUGUGGCGAAGUAUAUGAACCUGGCAGCUCAACUAAUGGCGAAUCCUUCACUCUGUCAGCAUGUGCAACAAGUUGUUGCAUGCCGAGCUCAGCGUGGUCCGCCUGGCAUGAACCUUCUCUUGCACGAGGACCAGAUUCAGCUUGUCGGUGAAAAUGUUGAAGAAUCGGAAAGAGUGGAUCUGGGUUCACUUGACGAAGCUGAUGGCAUGCUUUUCGACAGAAACGACGUUGCCGAUUGUCUUAAGGCCGCCGGCAAGGACGUGACACGAUUGUCACUGCCGUUCACCAUCUCAUCAAGUAAGUCCGUCGAUCAGGCGGAAACGGAUGAAGCGGAUGGACGAUCUUCACCUCCCUUGCCGAUGGCUGGAAUUGACGAUGUAUCUGUGGAUCUGUCGGUAGACUGGACUCCACCCGGUAGCACGCGUCAAAGCCGUCGUGGUACAGUGUUCUCAUUAUCAACAUCAAACCUAAGACUAGGUGGAACAGGCUUACCGCUGACCGUCGCUGCUCUAAGGCAAUACGCUAAUUCACCACCGGAUCCAGCCGAAGAGGAGAGGAAGGAAAAGGAGUACACGGAACAAGUCCUGAGCUCAAUUCGUAAUCGUACCUUCGAAGACCAAGCAGACGAAUCUUGCGCUCGCCAUGAACAAGGCGAUCUAUCCCGUACAGUAUCGCGCCUUUUAGCUAGAAAUGCCGACUCUGUUCGCAUGGCGAACAUCGGACGGCCAGCAAAGCCGAAAAACAUCUUUGAAAUGGACCUGCCCUCAGCAUUCGCUUAUUAAUCACGUCUACAUAGUUCUUCUUCUACAAAAUUUACCUUUUCGGAAUAUUGUAUAUUGUUGCAUUUUAACUUUUUGCGUGAAAGGUAUGCCAAUUUUACACGUUUUCGUCUCGCGAUUUGUAUUAUGGCUAGCUUGUAAUGUUUUUUCGUUGACCUCCUGCUUCAGCUUUCCCCUUUUUGCAUUCCUCCCCUUGCUUCUGCCUCUGCGACCAUGUAACAUAGUUUUUUAUCGUUGUUGAAUUUGUGGUGUUCGAGGGCGCUCAUUAAUUACGGGAGCAUAAACUUACAACAUCUCACUUGUCAGUAUAUUUCACAUCGGAAAAUUUCUAGCUUUCUCUUCCUUAGAAUAAAGCACCUGAGUAA